AUGGACUCACCUGUUCUAGAAGAACAAAGCGAAAGUACAAAUGGAAACCAAAGGUUUCCUUUACCAACUCAACAUGAAAUAAAUUCAAUAAAUGCGCAAUUAAAUCAAUUUGCAUUAAAAAAUUCUUCGUCUCAAGCUUCCUUAACAAAUUCAAUUGAAGGUUCAAACUACUCGGAUACUUCUUUGACAAAGUCUCCAAAAAUCCAUCCUAUAUAUGAACAAUAUGAAAAACGAAAUACAACAGAAAAAUUAAUUGCACAAAGAUAUCAAAGCUCUGCAGAAGCAACAAGAAAUAAUAUUAAUGAAAAUGGAAUUGAACGACAUUUUGAUAACCCAUAUUCUAUCACUCUUCCAAAUGCUCCACUCGCAAUCUAUUUAUUUAUACAUGUUAAAAUAGGAGAUACUGAUGAUUUGGCUUUCCAAAAAGGAGAUAAGAUAGAAGUUAUUCAAUGUGUAAAUGAUGAAUGGUGGUAUGGAAAAAUUCAAGGUCGAUCUCAUUAUGGAAUAUUUCCCAAGGUCACAGCUCGGCCAAUCUCACAGGUGGUUUAUCCUAAUUCUAAAGGACAACCAUUGCCUCAAAAUGGUCAGAGAACAGGAAAACGCACUUCCUACCCUAAUUACGCUCAACCAUAUAAUAAUUUACAAACUAUUAAUAAUCCUAGAAUGCGACCCCCCACUUCAAAUAAAUAA
Molecule: messenger RNA, 690 nt
Organism: Entrophospora sp. SA101
Lineage: Eukaryota; Fungi; Glomeromycota; Glomeromycetes; Entrophosporales; Entrophosporaceae
Source: the annotation of a GenBank genome assembly